AUGGAUGACCUCCCCAAUGACGCACGCUCUAAGGAAGUCGUGAGGCUCUGGAGAGCAUGGAAGACGGUGCAUGAGAUGGUGGCUGACCGAGAAUACGAACUCGCCGAGGAUGAAAUCAGCAUCUCCCUUGACCGUUUCCGCAACGAAUUCUGCAAUCCCGACGGCAGUGUCAACCGCGGCAAGCUUCAGUUCUCCGCCCGCCCGUCCGACGCGAUGCUUCGCAAGCACACCCCUCCCGCCACCGACGCCAACCCAGACCCGGUCCCCGACUGCGGCCCUAUCUGGGUCGAGUUCCUCGCCGACAAGCAGUUCGGCGUCGCCCAGAUCCGCCAGUUUGCCAAGUACACCAUCACCAACAACUACAAGACCGGCAUCAUGGUCACCCACGUCGCCCUCUCGCCCGCCGCCCGCAAGUCGCUCGCCUCCGUCGAGAACCUCGCCAAGAUUGAGUGCUUCCUCGAGGACGACCUGCUCGUCAACAUCACCCACCACGAGCUCGUGCCCCGCCACGUUCUGCUCUCCCGCGAGGAGAAGAUCGCCCUGCUCAAGCGCUACCGCCUCAAGGAGACCCAGCUGCCGCGCAUCCUCGCCAAGGACCCGGUCGCCCGCUACCUCGGCCUGAAGCGCGGGCAGGUGGUCAAGAUCAUCCGCGUCAGCGAGACGGCGGGUCGCUAUGCCAGUUACAGACUGUGCGUCUAG
This is a messenger RNA of Cordyceps fumosorosea ARSEF 2679, 699 nucleotides long. RefSeq names its product DNA-directed RNA polymerase, RPB5 subunit. Lineage: Eukaryota; Fungi; Ascomycota; Sordariomycetes; Hypocreales; Cordycipitaceae. Gene Ontology annotation, biological process: DNA-templated transcription. Gene Ontology annotation, molecular function: DNA-directed RNA polymerase activity; DNA binding. The coding region runs from base 1 to 699 and encodes 232 amino acids. The transcript is spliced from 3 exons. The record is from RefSeq and is a predicted model, not a curated record. Gene Ontology annotation, cellular component: RNA polymerase III complex; RNA polymerase I complex; RNA polymerase II, core complex.